Dendrobium catenatum is the source of this 1110-nucleotide messenger RNA. RefSeq names its product protein indeterminate-domain 11. Gene Ontology annotation, cellular component: nucleus. NCBI's taxonomy places the organism in Eukaryota, Viridiplantae, Streptophyta, Magnoliopsida, Asparagales, Orchidaceae. Gene Ontology annotation, molecular function: DNA-binding transcription factor activity. The record is from RefSeq and is a predicted model, not a curated record.
GAGAGACAGCUUCAUCACUCAUAGAGCCUUUUGCGACGCUUUGGCUGAGGAGAGUGCGAGAGCAAUAACGGCUAAUCCCUUAGUCAGUCACCACCCACUUCUCUUCCCCGCGCCGCCACCACCACCACAGCCACCCAUCACCCUACCACCUCAACCACAAUUUCCACAUUUGAUCCGAUCAGCCACAGCAGAACCAAGCCAAGAGCUACAAGAGUUAGUCACUCUUAAGAGAGAAACACAACAGCCACCUUUCAAUUUAAGACAAGAAAUCCCUUCAUGGCUAUCAAGCCAGGGAAAUAAUACUUCUCCGCUCAACUACCAUGACCUUCCAUUUUCUCUGUAUGCAUCAAGAAUGGUGCAAGAGAAUGGUAUUCCCCAUCAUUUGAUCUCGACACCAGCUCCGGCUAUGGCGCCUGCUCCGCACAUGUCGGCGACUGCACUGUUACAGAAAGCAGCUCAAAUGGGAGCUAUCAGUGCAAGUAGCAAAGUUAAUGCUACAGGUCUUGGAUUGUCUUCUUCUCACCAACAAGAAACUACGAACUUCCAUGGCUCAGCAAGCCAAAGUCCAUUUCUUCAAGAUUUAAUGAUGAAGUCCAUGCCACAAGCUUCUCUGUUUGAUGACCACGGAAGGAGAGAGGAAGGAAGAAAUGGGAACGAUGGCUUGACCAGAGAUUUCUUAGGACUGAGAGCUAUCUCACAAAGAGAUCUUCUCAACAUGGCUGGCAUUGAGACUUGUAUGAGUAAUUCCUAUGACAAUCAGAAGAAGAAGUCAUGGCUGGGGAAUUAAAUAGCUUGCAUUCUGGAAGAGAAAUGGUAUGGAUGCUUCCUUUUUCUUUAUCAAACAAAGAGAAAUUAGCUAUGUUUCUUUUGAUAUAUGGUUCAAUUUCUAUAUCUUUCAGCCUUUUUCUUUUUGUCUAAAGGUGGGCAAAGCUGGUUCCUUUUAAUUUUUCUACCCGUUACUUAUUUUGUGGAAAGGGGAGUCGAUUAGAAGAAAAUAUAUAUGUGGUGUCUAGUUUUAUAAAUAUAUAAUUUUAUUUCUGUAUGAAUGACUGUUAAAUUCAAUCUCUGUAAUAAGAUUAGAUCUAUGAAACUUCUUUUUUAAUGCUGAUC